UUCCAAAAUUGGCAGCAGGUUACUUCCACUUGCCCCUGCAAAUUCCCCCACUCACCUCUUGGCCGAGAAGCUGAAGAAGUAAGCAACCUCAAAGUCCAAUACCUUCUUCAAUCACUCUCUUCAGGGCUUUUCUUGAGCCAUCUAUCAUCCCAAAUGCACUCGUCUCUCUUUUUUCUUCUGUAAAACCAGUGAAUCCCUUCCCAUUCAUUGCCUCACAUUGAACACUUCCUAUUGGAGAAACCCAAGUAAAGAAUUAAGAAAAGAAACCAUAUUGGUCCAUAUUUUCAUUCGUUGUUGGUUGUAUGCAAUUUCUCUUAAACUAAUUCGUUCAAAAUUUCGGCUUUGAUUGUCAAAUUUCGUUUCAAUUUAGGCUCCUAACAGUCUUCGAUGGAUAUGGGAUUGUCAUCGACUCUCUCUCGACCCACUUCCUUUGGUCGCAUGAAAAUCUCGAGUUCUAUGCGAUUCAGAAAGUUGCCAAUAAUAAUUCCAGCAAAAAACCACGGAUAUCCGUUUCGUGGAGUGUCGAGUUUUACAAAUCCCGGCGUUUUCAGAGGAAUUUUGUGUUCAAGAUUCCCUCAAAAUAGAAAAUUUAACAGUGGAGCUUCCUGGAGAUUACUAGGGGAAGCUAUAGACGAUGUGGGUGUUCAGCCAAAUGAGGAUGUGGGCAAGAAAGUGAAGUCUGUGGAUGUUCUGUUGAAAACGGGAGCCGUUCUAGGGGCAAUGAUUUGUGGGCUUUUGGUGUUUGGAUGCACGAGGGUAUUUGCAGUGGAGGGUACAGUGAAUGCAGGGUAUGGGGUGUUUGGACAGAGUAUUCUGCUGCUAAGGAAUGCGUGGCCUAAAGUUUCGCAGGUUCUCCAGAUUUUCAAGGAGCAAGGUUUGGUUUUGGCGGCGCUUUUGGGGCUGUCUGCGUUCUUUUCCAUGGCUGAGACUUCCAUUACGACAUUAUGGCCAUGGAAGGUGCGUGAGUUGGCCGAAAAGGAGUCUGAAAAUGGUGUGUUUCGAAUGCUUCGCAGUGAUGUUACUCGGUUUCUGACAACUAUUCUUAUCGGCACAACUGUGGUGAAUAUUGGAGCAACUGCAUUAGUCACAGAUGCAGCAACAGCAAUAUUUGGUGAAGCUGGUGUUAGUGCAGCAACUGGAGUGAUGACUGUUGCCAUAUUGCUUCUUACAGAAAUCACUCCAAAAAGUAUAGCCGUUCACAAUGCUCAAGAGGUUGCUAGGUUUGUGGUCAGGCCAGUGGCAUGGCUUUCCUUAAUAUUAUAUCCUGUAGGAAGAGUUGUUACAUAUUUGUCGAUGGGAAUGCUUAAAAUCCUUGGCUUGAAAGGAAGAAGUGAACCAUAUGUUACUGAAGAUGAGUUGAAGUUGAUGUUGCGAGGUGCAGAACUUAGUGGUGCUAUAGAAGAAGAAGAGCAGGAUAUGAUUGAAAAUGUGUUAGAGAUAAAGGAUACACAUGUUAGAGAGGUGAUGACUCCUCUCGUUGAUGUGGUUGCAAUAGAUGCCAGUGCAACUCUCAUUGAUUUCCAUAACCUGUGGGUGACCCAUCAAUAUUCAAGGGUGCCUGUUUUUGAGCAGCGUGUUGAUAACAUAGUAGGCAUUGCAUAUGCCAUGGAUCUGCUAGAUUAUGUUCAGAAGGGUGAGCUGCUAGACAGCACUGCUGUGGGAGACAUGGCUCACAAGCCUGCAUACUUUGUACCUGAUUCAAUGUCAGUAUGGAAUCUUCUUAGAGAGUUUCGAAUAAGAAAGGUUCACAUGGCUGUUGUUCUUAAUGAAUAUGGUGGAACUGUGGGAGUAGUAACAUUGGAGGAUGUGGUUGAGGAGAUUGUUGGUGAAAUCUUUGAUGAAAAUGAUUCAAAAGAAGAGAUCCAGAAGAAAACUGGCUAUGUUGUAAUGCGGGCUGAGGGAAUAUUUGAUGUCGAUGCCAAUACAUCUAUUGAUCAGCUGUCUGAAGACCUAAAUAUUAAAAUGCCAGAGGGUCAUCAGUAUGAGACGGUGUCAGGUUUUGUAUGUGAAGCAUUUGGAUAUAUUCCGAGGACAGGUGAGAGUAUCAAAGUUGUCCUCCAAAAAGAAAAUUGGGAAGAUGAUGAUGAACACGAUGAAAAUGGAUCUGAUCGCCAAGAUACGAAGGAAAAGCGUCAAAUUUAUAAAUUAGAGAUAUUAGCAGGAAAUGCGAGAAAGGUCAGUGCUGUUCGGUUUGAACGAAUAAAUAGUGAUGAUCCAACUUUGGAGGCCAAAGAAGUGAGAAGCUUGGUUCCAAAAAUCAUGAAACGGAAAUGGAGCAGUGAUGAAGACUCAGAUGGUACUGACCAUGGUGAAGAUUUGUCUCCACCAAGAGCAGAGAACGGCCUAGAUGAUGAUCAUGUAAAUGCCAGAAAUGAAAAGAAUAAUGAGAGUGAAGAUAGACGUGUCUUCCAAACAUGACUUCACGGAAUUGGGGAGUAUCCACGACAGUAGGUUGAAGUUUAUCGGAGCCACGAAGAGGUGGGCAUGGAAAGUGAACCAAUGCAGAGCUGAAAAACAAUCCUGGUGGCUUAGGAGCCAUGGUUAGAUACAUCUGCUCUGAUUCAAAGAACAUUUGUCGUAAGAGCUCCCUCUUUUCUCUCAUAUUUCCCGGCCUCUCUGCAACUGUCUAAACCUCUUGCGGGAAGACAGUUGAACAAAUAACAGAUCGGUCACUCUCUACCGCGUGAACUUUAACUUUGUCAACGAGUGGCCUUUAGUGUUUCGUCUCAGUUUUGUGAACUCCUAUACAUAGAAUGUAAAUCGAGUUCUUUGGGAUCUUAAACACAUUAUUAGCCUUGUAUUAGACUGUGACAUAUAAACAGAGAGUAGAAGCGGCACCCGGUUGCAGAGUCCAAGAAGGCCAAACAAUGUGGCUAAUCUUGUAAGUUGUGUUUGGAGGAUGAAAGGGUGGCUGGCCACCUUACGAUU
Messenger RNA from Carica papaya (papaya), 2928 nucleotides. Its product is annotated as CBS domain-containing protein / transporter associated domain-containing protein. Gene Ontology annotation, molecular function: flavin adenine dinucleotide binding. Lineage: Eukaryota; Viridiplantae; Streptophyta; Magnoliopsida; Brassicales; Caricaceae. The record is from RefSeq and is a predicted model, not a curated record.